This is a messenger RNA of Penicillium antarcticum, 690 nucleotides long. Its product is annotated as phosphatase PAP2 family protein. Gene Ontology annotation, biological process: protein N-linked glycosylation; lipid biosynthetic process. Gene Ontology annotation, cellular component: intracellular membrane-bounded organelle; endoplasmic reticulum membrane. Gene Ontology annotation, molecular function: dolichyldiphosphatase activity. The record is from RefSeq and is a predicted model, not a curated record. Lineage: Eukaryota; Fungi; Ascomycota; Eurotiomycetes; Eurotiales; Aspergillaceae. The transcript is spliced from 3 exons. Bases 1 to 690 code for a protein of 229 amino acids.
AUGGGGGACACUCCGCUCGCCUCGUUGUCCUUGACUCAUGUCCACUAUAACCCCGAGGACCAGUUGUCCUUCGUUUCAGCCUGGUUGGCUCUGAUUCCCCAGGCAUUGUGUGUUUCAUAUGCAACCUUGAUCUGGUCAACUAGAGAGGUGGAGGUAAUCCUCAUGUUUGUUGGCCAGAUGGCCUGUGAAGCUCUCAACUUUGUUCUUAAGCGUCUAAUUAAAGAAGAGCGACCGAAGGAAAUGUUUGGCAAGGGCUACGGCAUGCCCUCCUCGCACGCCCAGUUCAUGACCUUCUUUUCCGUCUACCUGACCUUCUUCCUCCUCUUCCGUCAUAGCCAAGCUUCCGCCAGCUCCUACCCCAACGUUGCCGUCCUUCUCCGUGUCCUGGUCAUGCUGGCCCUUUGCAUGGGAGCUGCCGGUGUUGCUGCCAGCCGUAUCUACCUCAACUACCAUACCCCGAGACAAGUCCUCGCUGGCUGUGCCGCCGGUUUCACAUGUGCUUGUGUCUGGUUCAUGUUCACCAGCGUGCUGCGAAGCUCCGGCUGGAUUGAAUGGGCCAUGGAACUUACCGUGUCUCGAUUUGUCAGGAUCCGUGAUCUCGUGGUACGUGAAGAUCUAGCCGAGGCCGGCUGGCAACGAUGGGAAGAUCGGAGAUUGAAGCGUCGCGGUAGUGACAAAAAGAAAGCCUAA